This is a messenger RNA of Durio zibethinus, 1983 nucleotides long. RefSeq names its product shugoshin. Gene Ontology annotation, cellular component: chromosome, centromeric region; nucleus. NCBI's taxonomy places the organism in Eukaryota, Viridiplantae, Streptophyta, Magnoliopsida, Malvales, Malvaceae. Gene Ontology annotation, biological process: maintenance of meiotic sister chromatid cohesion; meiotic sister chromatid segregation. The record is from RefSeq and is a predicted model, not a curated record.
AGUGUUGUCAGAAUCACCCAGAUUCAAAAGCAGGAUAUUUAAUUGAAAAAGAAAAAGAAAAUUCCCAACAUGAAAGCAAGGGAAUGAAAACCUCCAAACUGUUAGUUGGAAAGGAAAUUCCAAGAAAAAGGAAAUUUCUUAAGUGAAAAAGAGCAAAAAAAAGUUAGGCAGGGAACAAGGUUCGGAAUUUUAAAAUUAGGUUCGGGAGCUACUAAGCUAACCUUUUGGCUUUUGGCGUUUUGCUUUAGGAAGCCGUUAGGGCACCGAACCUCCCCAUCUUAUCUUUCUUUACUCCACCAGUUUUCUUUUGUUCCUUUGAUUUCUCUUUUUUUUUUAUCUUUAUUUUCCCCCUUCGUUUCUUUCAUUCAAUCUUUCCCUUAUUCUCUGGGAAUCGAAUCCUUGCUUCAGGGCCAAAGUCGAAAAAAGAAAGAUUUCAAAUUCGCUACUUUAUUCUUCAUUCUAAAGAACAAAGUUCAGUUCUUUGGAUAUCUUCCCACUUCCUUGUUCAAAAUUUCCUCUUUUUCUGAUUUGUUUCUUUGUUUCUUUAACAUUAGUGUUCCUCAGCCUAUCUAUUUUUAGGGAUUUUAGAGACUGUUUUCACAGAAUGGGAGGCGAAAGAAUGGCAAAAAGAUCAACUUUUGGGAGCAUGGUGAGGAAGAGAUUGUCUGACAUCACCAAUUCACAGUCACAACACAAGGCUUCAACCCAAGAGGGAAAACCUCAAAAUAUUUCUCCUGCUGCUGAAGAUUACGUUAAUCAGUUAAUUAAGGAAAAGAUGACACUGAUGAAACUUAUCGAGGAGAGAAAUAAGAUUAUUGAAUUGAGUGGAACUGAGUUGCAGAAUCUGAGAAUCUGUUUACAAAAAUUGCAGCUACAGAAUUGGAACCUUGCUCAAUCAAACAGUCAGAUGUUAGCGGAGCUUAAUUUAGGGAGAGAUAGGGUGAAAGCUCUUCAGCAUGAGCUUGUCUGCAAGGAUGCUUUACUUAAAGCUAAGAACCUGGAAAAAAAGGGAAAAGCGGAUAUCAACUGUCAAAAUACUGGCUCACAUGGGGGAGAGCAAGCUGGUGAGGAGGAAUGCAUGCCUAAGGCUAAAGCUUAUGAUGAUGACAAGCCUUGUACCCGCAACAGAAGACGCAAUGCUAGAAGUCAAUCUAUGGGCCCUUCAACUACAAGCCAAAGAGGUGGAGAUAAACAGAAGAAUGAAAGCAAAAGGCGUUGUUUGAGAAGGCAAUCUGCUAGGUUCAAAUCCCAAGAGCGAGAACCAACAGAGAAUCUAUUUGAGAUUGACGAUGUUACAUUUACUGCCACUCAGCAACUUGAUACUCCGAUGCAUGAAGAUGGUUCAUCCAUAACAAUGGAAGAAACUUGUAACCUAAGAGCUGAAACGCAAAUUUUGAAAAGAUCCUCAAUUGGAAGACCAUUGCGCAAAGCAGUUGAGAAAGUGCAAUCAUACAAAGAAGCUCCAGUUAAUGUUAAAAUGCGGAGAAAAGACUGAACAGCAAUCAUUCCCCGUAUUCCAAGAAACCACCACUUCAUGUCUUUGAUCCUUCCUGUAACCUAUGUAUUGUUGUUUGUGGCACUUACAUUGAUCUCUUUUUUUUUUUUUUUGUGGGAUGAUUUUUAAAGUUACUAUAAAAUGAAAAUGUGGAACGUUGUAAUGUGAAAAAGGUUUGCUGAUUAUCGUUUCUUAAGUGAAGAAAUCAUGAUAACAUUGUGGCCAAAACUUCUAAUCAGACUGGCUCAUAACUCACAAUGAAAUGCUGCAAACAACUAUUAGAAUCCUUUAAUGUUGCCAUUUAUUUUGACUGCUUCUUGCAAACAACUGGUUUUGUCCUAUUGAACUGCUGGAAUGAUUGUAAAAGAAACAAGACAAAAAGCAUGGAAAAGAAAGAAAAAUCUUGCAUUGUCAAGCAAAGAUUUCCUCCUUUCCUCUAAUCAAUUUCUUGGCCAGCUGGAACCAGGUUACCCAUGCCGCUUGAGGGA